Molecule: messenger RNA, 1956 nt
Organism: Clunio marinus
Lineage: Eukaryota; Metazoa; Arthropoda; Insecta; Diptera; Chironomidae
Source: the annotation of a GenBank genome assembly
AUGGAAGUGUUUAAAUUGUUUGGAGCUUUUCUUCUAAUUUGUGUCAUUGGAAUUGAAGCUAAUAUUUGGGACGAUUUCCAAAAUAAAAUGUUGGGCAAGAACCGUAAAGGAAAUCGAUUUGAUGUUUCGAUUUGUGUCAAUCAAAUUUUACGAAAGUACUUGAAGCCUGAUUACAUGAAAAAUUCAUCAACAAUCUUUCUCAAUUUACUACCAAAUGGUGAAACUAGUUCAAUGAUGACGCAGCAAAGAAUUCUUAAACUUCUUAAUGAAGAUGAGAACCACCAAGUUAAUUUGAUAAUUAAAGACGAUUCACCACCGCAGGAAAACGAGCCAAGAGCACUUGAAAAAGCUAAAAAUUAUCUCAUCAUUGUGACAUUUCCUUUAGACAUUGUCGAGAACAUCAAAAAACUUCAAAAGUUGAACUCGUGGAAUCAUGAAGCAAAAUUCGUCGUUGUGGUCACUGAGCGAUACGCUGAUCAAUUUGAAAUGGAACUCGUCGUUUCAGGAGCCUUCAAACUAUUUUUUGAUUAUUCGAUUUUGAAUCUUUAUGUCUUAAUUCAAAAUUUAGAUGCUGAUAGUUUGCUACAAACAUUCAUUUGGUAUCCCUACGACGGCGAUUCAUGUUCUGAUGUAAUUUCAUUUUAUAAUUUGGAAGUUAUUGAUGAAUGUGAAAUGCUGAAAGACAGCCGCGAUGGCGAUCCUAAAUUUGAAUUACGUGAAAUUGUUGCUGAGAAAUCACGUUUGCCCGAUAAAUUCCAUCAAUGUCCAUUAAUUGUUACUACGCCCAUUUGGGAGCCUUUUGUGAUUGGUUCACCUGAAGCACCCACAGAUGGAAUUGAAGUAAUGUUAGUUAAGACUUUCGCUGAAAAACUUGAAAUGACAUUAGAAUUUAAUGUCAUUGAUGAUGCAACUGCUUUCAGUUUGGUCACGGAAGAUGAAGAGACGGGAUUUUAUGCAUCAUUAAUUAAUCGUGAAGUUGAUGUGAUGAUUGGUGGAUUGUAUGAUAAUGAAGUCAGCAGAAAGCUUUUAAGCACAACAAUUCCCUACGACUCUGAUGAAAUAACUUGGUGCGUCCAACGAAGCGGCUUAGCACCAAAUUGGACAAACUCAUUCGCUAUAUUUGACAUAAUGCUUUGGAUUUAUGCAAUAAUUUGCAUGUUCGUAUGUGCCGUGUUUCUCUAUAUUUCAGUGAAAAUUGAAAAGGAUAGAAAGGAAAAUUUUAUGUGGGCGGUAAUCAUAACAUUGUGUUAUUCAAUUGGAAUUUAUGGACAUUAUGAACCCAAACGAGGCUUUAUUCGUUACUAUGUUGGAUUUCUCUUAUUAUAUGGCUUGCACUUUUCUGCAGCAUAUCAUAGCUUUUUGUUGAGUGUGCUGACAACGCCAAGAUACUCCCCUCAAACUUCGACUAUUGAUGAAGCCAUCGAUGCCGAAUAUCAUUUCACUGGUGGCGAAAAUUUAAAAGCUGUUUUCGAAAGAACUGAAGGAGCUUCAGAAUAUUUAAGAGAGGCUUAUAAACCAUGCUAUGAAAUGGACAAGUGCUUAAUGGAUAUUGAAAGAGAUGAGAAAUUAGCUGUUGCCAUAUCACGACAACACGCGACUAAUGCUCGAAUCCCUCUUAACGUUGAAAACAUGUAUUGCUUCGAUAAGGCUAACAAUAUCUUCAGCUUCUCUGUUGUGAUGCUUUUCAAAAAGGAUCAUCACUUGUUGCCUGCUGUUAACGUUCUAAUUCGUCGUAUAACUGAAUCAGGAUUUAUUUUGAAAUGGAAAGCUGACACUGAAAAAGCUAAUCUGAAAGAAAUGGAACGAGGUGAUCCACAUGAAAAUGCAGAACCGCUAAAUCUUGGCCAUUUCCUUGGUUCAUUUGUCUUGAUGUUCGUUGGCUUCUGUUUGGCUUUAGCAGCUUUCAUUGGUGAAUGGAUUGUCUUCUUUUUGGCAAAGAAAAAAAAGGAAAAUUAA